ACUCCAGCUCCUCUGGGCGGACGCUUCCACUCUAAACCACCGCCUCUUUCUCCAACUGCACUGGGACAGAUUUAUGCUUCAGUUUUUUUUUAUUAUUUAUGAAAACCCGUCCGCCCUGCAGCACCCCUCUAGGACGGCGUGACCGCGUCAAUGAAGUGUGAAGACGACAUGGGAAGCCCCGUGUACCCGAGAUGACCGAUGAUUUGGUCCAAAUAAUCACUUCUUUUUGUCGCCAGAGAGGGAAACUUAAAACAAGGCUUGUUUUUGGAGUUCCACCUCCCCUCCUCUCUCCCCGUAGGAUUUGAUUCAAAGGCGAAAACCAAGAUGGCCGCCGACUCCGUGCAGGGGGAUGCCAGGGGCCAGCUGGUGGCAGAGCGACUGGGUCUGGGACACAACCUGGACCUGUCCGACACAAUGGUUCAACAGAAGCUGGACGAGAUCAAGGAGCAGAUCCGCCGCGAGAUCCGCAAAGAGCUGAAGAUCAAAGAAGGUGCCGAGAACCUGCGAAAGGUCACCACAGACAAGAAGAGCCUGGCUUAUGUCGACAACAUGCUGAAAAAAUCCAACAAGAAGGUGGAGGAGCUUCACCAAGAGCUGCAAGAGCUCAACGCCCACAUUGUGGUCAAAGACCCUGAAGAACUGCUAGAAUGCCCUUUGACCCCAGAUACUCCCAACAGUGAGGUGAGACUGUGCACCAGCAGCAGCCACCUCGCUGCCCUGAAAAGACAGAAUGACAUCGAGCUAAAGGUGAAACAGGGUGCCGAGAACAUGAUUCUGAUGUACUCCAACGGGCCCUCCAAGGAUCGCAAGUUGCUAGCGACUGCCCAGCAGAUGCUUCAGGACAGCAAGAUGAAGAUCGAGUUCAUCAGGAUGCAGAUCCUCAAGGCCAGCCAGGCCAGCGAGCUGAGCUUCGAGAACAAUGAUGUGAUGGACAAGCCCAUCAUCAGCCCGUUGGACCUUCGGGUGGAGGAGCUGUGUCACCACGCCAAGAUAGAAUCCGCUGUGGCAGAGGGAGCCAAGAACGUCAUGAAACUCCUGGGCUCGGGAAAAGUCACAGAAAAGAAAGCCCAUUCAGAGGCCCAGGCUCGUUUUAACGAGUCCAGUCAAAAGCUUGACCUCCUGCGAUAUUCCUUGGAGCAACGCCUCAAUGAGUUGCCUAAAAACCACCCUCGCAGCAGCAGCAUCGUGGAAGAGCUUUCCCUGCUGGCGUCACCGGUCCUCAGUCCCCGAUCCAGCAUCAUCUCCGCGCAGAACCAGUACAGCACCGUGACUAAGCCCGCUGCACUCACAGGCACGUUAGACGUCAGGCUCAUGGGCUGUCAGGACCUUCUGGAGAAUGUCCCAGGUCGUUCCAAAGCUGCAUCUGUCCCGCUGCCCGGCUGGAGCCCCAGCGAGACGCGCUCCUCCUUCAUUAGCCGAGCGAACCGAAACCGCGGUGUGAGUUCCCGGAACCUGACAAAGAGCGAGGAGCUCUCCAAUGAGAUCAGCGCGGUGUUGAAGCUGGACAACACGGUAGUCGGCCAAACGAGCUGGAGGUCGGUCAGUAACCAGGCCUGGGACCAGAAGUUUACAUUGGAGCUGGACCGGUCUCGUGAGCUGGAGAUCUCGGUGUACUGGCGUGACUGGCGUUCGCUCUGCGCUGUCAAGUUCCUGCGACUGGAGGACUUCCUGGACAACCAGCGUCAUGGGAUGUGCCUGUACCUAGAGCCACAGGGGAUGCUGUUUGCUGAGGUAACAUUUUUCAAUCCCGUCAUUGAGAGACGACCAAAGCUGCAAAGGCAAAAGAAGAUUUUCUCAAAGCAGCAAGGUAAAACCUUCCUGCGAGCCCCUCAGAUGAACAUCAACAUCGCCACGUGGGGCCGCCUGGUGAGAAGAGCCAUACCCACCGUCAGCACCAACUCCUUCAGCCCGCAGGCGGUGGAGACUGGGCCUAGCAGCCUGCCUGGCUCACCCACACCCAGCAGUGACCCGCUGGUGACCAAGCUGGACUUUGACAAAGAGCCCACCCCAGGACCCAAACAUUACCCAGCAGCCGAUGACAUCCGAGAACCACUGGUGCAGGACAAGAUUCCCGACAAGGAGGAAGUACAGGAUGCACUCGCCUCGUUUGAUUUCUUGAACAAGAGGAACAGCAUGGCGCUGAAGCCAGACCUGGACCGCGCGCUGGAGCAGGAGAUGCAGCAUCCAGACCUGGAGCUCAUUGCCAUCCAGAAAGACACCGAGAUAAGGGAAGAAGAGCAGUUCCACUUCAGUCUCCAAGACUUCAAAUGUGUAGCAGUCCUUGGACGGGGUCACUUUGGAAAGGUGUUGUUGGCAGAAUAUAAAAGCACAGGAGAGAUGUUUGCUAUCAAAGCGCUGAAGAAAGGAGACAUUGUGGCUCGCGAUGAAGUGGACAGCCUGAUGUGCGAGAAGAGGAUUUUCGAAGCGGUCAACAGCGUCCGCCACCCGUUCCUGGUCAACCUGUUUGCGUGUUUCCAGACGCAGGAGCACGUGUGUUUUGUCAUGGAGUACGCGGCGGGAGGCGACCUGAUGAUGCACAUCCACGCUGAUGUCUUCUCUGAGCCCAGGGCCAUAUUUUAUGCCGCCUGCGUCGUAUUGGGAUUACAGUUCUUACAUGACCAUAAGAUUGUGUACAGAGAUUUGAAGCUGGAUAACCUGCUGCUGGAUACGGAGGGCUAUGUUAAGAUCGCUGACUUUGGGCUUUGCAAAGAAGGAAUGGGUUUCAGGGACCGCACCAGCACGUUUUGUGGCACGCCAGAGUUUCUAGCUCCCGAGGUGCUGACUGAAACGUCGUACACCCGAGCCGUGGACUGGUGGGGGCUGGGCGUCCUCAUCUUUGAGAUGCUGGUUGGGGAGUCGCCCUUCCCCGGUGACGACGAGGAGGAGGUGUUCGACAGCAUCGUCAACGACGAAGUGCGCUACCCACGGUUCCUCUCCACCGAGGCCAUCUCCAUCAUGAGGAGGCUUUUGAGGAGGAGUCCAGAACGACGACUGGGAGCAGGAGAAAGGGACGCAGAGGAAGUGAAGAAGCAUCUAUUCUUCAGGAGCAUGGAUUGGAACGGACUGUUGGCUAAGAAGGUGAAGCCGCCGUUCGUGCCGACUAUUCAGGGCGCCAACGACGUGAGCAACUUCGACGACGAAUUUACCUCAGAGGCUCCGAUCUUAACCCCGCCCCGGGAACCCCGAGCGCUGAACUCGGACGAGCAGAACAUGUUCUCUAACUUUGAUUACAUCGCCGACUGGUGUUAGCUUAGUCCGGGCCCCAUGUCUACACACACACAAACACACACACACACACACACACACACACACACACACGCAUAAUCUCACACACAAACACACACACUGUGAACCAACUAACACAGCGAUGACUGUAGCUCACAUCAAUUUUUAAAACGUUCCUCUUCCUUGCCCAAAAUGUGGAGGAGGAGGAGGAGGAGGGAGGAGGAGGAGGAGGAGGAGAAGGACCGAGCGCGGCUCCCUCCCUGAGCCUUCGGGCAAAAACUCUGUGCCAUUGAGAAGAAAGUCCAGAAGCCUCCCGUGGAC
Molecule: messenger RNA, 3546 nt
Organism: Perca flavescens (yellow perch)
Lineage: Eukaryota; Metazoa; Chordata; Actinopteri; Perciformes; Percidae
Gene: pkn2a
Product: protein kinase N2a
Exons: 23
Coding region: 325-3249 (974 amino acids)
Biological process (GO): signal transduction; protein phosphorylation
Molecular function (GO): protein serine/threonine kinase activity; ATP binding; small GTPase binding
Source: RefSeq, a predicted model, not a curated record